Molecule: messenger RNA, 168 nt
Organism: Ilyonectria robusta
Lineage: Eukaryota; Fungi; Ascomycota; Sordariomycetes; Hypocreales; Nectriaceae
Exons: 1
Source: RefSeq, a predicted model, not a curated record
GGAACACUGCCUGGCCAUCCCCGCCUCUUGGAGCAUCAGAGCCGUAUAUACGCGCGGCUCGACAGGCUCCAGGGCGAGGUGGUCCUGGGACUCGCGCGGCUAGACCGGGGCUACAUCCUCCCUGGCGGGGCCAGGGUCUUCCACAUGGUACUGAUGUCGUGGGGUGGG